Molecule: messenger RNA, 801 nt
Organism: Gossypium arboreum
Lineage: Eukaryota; Viridiplantae; Streptophyta; Magnoliopsida; Malvales; Malvaceae
Exons: 1
Coding region: 1-801 (266 amino acids)
Molecular function (GO): catalytic activity
Source: RefSeq, a predicted model, not a curated record
AUGAAAAUUCUUUGCUGGAAUUGUCGUGGGGCUGGGAAUCCGGCGACUGUGCGUGAACUAAAGCAACUUCUUGCUGCGAACGGUCCUGAUAUUGUUUUUCUUUGUGAAACAAAAAUUCACUCUAAUGGCUUCCACCGUAUUCGUACAAUAUGCAGGAUGGAGGGAUGCCUAGCGGUCGAUUCGGAGGGGAAAAGUGGUGGAUUGGCCCUACUUUGGAAGGCAGGCGUGAACGUUUUUGUGCAAAACUAUCCUAAGUUUCACAUUGACUCGUUGGUUAGCAUGGAUGAUGGUGAAAAGUUUAGGUUCACUGACUUUUAUGGCCAGACCGACCCAAGCCUAAGGCAGCAAUCUUGGGAUAUGCUGAGAAGGGUGAAAAGCAUGGUUAAUGAAGGCUGGAUCGUGGGAGGUGACUUUAACGCCAUUUUGAAUAAUUCAGAGAAGGAAGGGGGCCGUAGAAAGCCUCGGUCUUUGAUGGAUGACUUUUGUGAUGUGUUGGAAGAGUUAAGCCUGACGGAUGUGAAGACUCCUAAUGGAUGGUUUACGUGGACCAACAAUCGAGAAGGGACUAGGCUUGUUAAAGAGAGGCUGGACAGAUUUGUCAUCUCUGACGAGUUUAUGGAAAAAAUGCCGUUUCUUACUUCUCAAAUUGUUCGCCAGUCGAAAUCCAAUCAUGAGGCUAUCCUUUUGGAUAUGUAUGGAAGUAAGCCUAGAGAUAAAAGGGUUGAUCACAGGGUUUGGUUUAGAUAUGACAUCUGUUGGGCGCAGGAGCAAGAGGCUAAAGAUAUUAUAAAGAGAGCUUAG